GGUUAAGAGAUAUAUAUUGUAUAAAUUGAUUUUUAGGGUGCCGGGAGAUAUUAGUUUUUGAAAAGUUGUCUGGGUUUUUGAAAGAUGUCGAAAGUACAGGAAAUUGCUGAGAUGUCGAAAAAGCAGGAAAAUAAAUGGUCAAAUUUCGCGUUUAGAAUUAUAGUAAACAGUGCGUCUCACCCAUUUGAGUACGCGAAAGUUCUUAUACAGAUUGGGUAUGAACCUAUCCCACCCAGGCCGGCAAAGACAUUUUUUGGUAAACCGGCUUUAAAAUUGCCAAACAUAUUCCAAUAUGUCAAACAUAUUAAAUCCGUUGAUGGAUUUGUCGGACUAUAUACAGGCCUUGCGCCUAAGCUUUGUGGCAAUCUCCUUAGUACAAUAGCUGCUCAUAAAUGCGCAGAGUUUUUGAAUUUGGGUGAUGAAGAAGAGGAACUUGAAGAGGAGACAGAAGAACAGAGUAAAAAGAAAUGGAUAAAAUCAAUGAAAAGUGACUUAAUAACACACAGUCUGACGGUUAUUGUUAGUCAGCCUUUUCACGUUAUAACAGUGAGAAUGAUGGCCCAGUUUGUUGGAAAGGAGACAAAAUAUUGCGGCCUUUUCACAUCAAUUCGAGAAAUUUAUCAUGACAAUGGUAUUUUGGGUUUCUUCAGUGGUUUGGUCCCGAGAAUGCUUGGGGAUGUAUUAGCUUUGAUAUUGGCCGGAAGUUUAACCUAUACGAUAAAUAGAUACUUCAUUGAGGAAAGGGAAUUGAAAGUGUAUACUGGAGCAACUAUGAAUUUCUUGUCUUCUGCUAUCAUGUAUCCAUUCCAAGUGGUAUCUAAUUGUAUGGCAGUUACAAACUCUGGACUAGCAAUUGGGUCACCUGCAUAUAUGCCGCACUAUAAUUCCUGGGUUCAGUGCUGGUUGGACUUAUCAAAGAAAAAUCAACUGAAACGAGGUUCUAGCCUUCUUGUCCGUUAUUAUGUUGGGCCUUCUAUAACUAUUGGCGGGAAGCCACUUCCAAUCACCAAAGAAUCGAACUUUAUCUCUUAGUUAUGUUACAAAGUUAUGCAGACCAAUGCUUAAAAAUUCAACUUUGUGGAAAUUUUUUAUGUAAAUAUAUGGUCUUAGCAGAGGCUGGUCAAGGGAGCAGCAAAUUUGAUUUAUUUUCGGCUGUAAACUGGUAAUGUGCUCUAGCUGGAAUAAAAGUGUAGACAGAUUUUGAUUUUUUUCUUAAUGGAUAUCAAUAAA
This is a messenger RNA of Cylas formicarius (sweet potato weevil), 1230 nucleotides long. Its product is annotated as mitochondrial carrier homolog 2-like. The record is from RefSeq and is a predicted model, not a curated record. The transcript is spliced from 5 exons. Lineage: Eukaryota; Metazoa; Arthropoda; Insecta; Coleoptera; Brentidae. Bases 85 to 1032 code for a protein of 315 amino acids.